This is a messenger RNA of Schistocerca nitens (vagrant locust), 663 nucleotides long. RefSeq names its product endocuticle structural glycoprotein SgAbd-3. The coding region runs from base 138 to 554 and encodes 138 amino acids. The record is from RefSeq and is a predicted model, not a curated record. The transcript has 3 exons. Gene Ontology annotation, cellular component: chitin-based extracellular matrix. NCBI's taxonomy places the organism in Eukaryota, Metazoa, Arthropoda, Insecta, Orthoptera, Acrididae. Gene Ontology annotation, molecular function: structural constituent of chitin-based larval cuticle.
ACCGGACGACAACGCAGCAGCUCUCGCCCCCGUAUAAAUAGGGCCCGCGGCCCGUGGUCGGUACAUCAGUCCUUCCAGGUCUGCAGAGCACAAGAGACACUCUCAGCUUCUCCACCACCACCACCACUACCACCGCCAUGUUCUUCAAGUUGGUAACCGUGCUGUGCCUGGCCGCCGCCGCCAUGGCCCUGCCCCAGAGGCCUGUGGCUGGAGGACGAGGCAAGGACGCCGUCAUUGUCUCUGCCACCAACGAUGUCAACUUUGAUGGCUCCUACCGUUACAGCUUCGAGACGUCCGACGGCCAGCGCGCCUCGCAGGAGGGCGCCCUGAAGCAGGUGUCUGCCCCCGGCCCCGACGGUGACGGCCUGGGUGAAGCCGUGCGCGGCGACUUCUCCUACACCGACGACGCCGGCAACCAGUUCGCCAUCCAGUACACCGCCGACGAGAACGGCUACGUGCCACAGGGCGCGCAUCUGCCCACCCCUCCCCCCAUCCCUGAGGCCAUCCAGAAGGCGCUCGCCUACAUCGCCAGCCAGCCUCAGGCCCGGUCUUAAGCGUCGCCACACCACCUCAUGGACACCGCUCCUCUCGCUCUUUUCUCCUCCGUCUUUUGUACAAACGCGCAACUCGUGACCAAUAAAGUUUCGUACAUUUAAAAAGAAA